Fusarium subglutinans is the source of this 1857-nucleotide messenger RNA. Its product is annotated as tripeptidyl-peptidase 1 precursor. Gene Ontology annotation, molecular function: serine-type endopeptidase activity; tripeptidyl-peptidase activity. The coding region runs from base 1 to 1857 and encodes 618 amino acids. Lineage: Eukaryota; Fungi; Ascomycota; Sordariomycetes; Hypocreales; Nectriaceae. The transcript is spliced from 5 exons. Gene Ontology annotation, biological process: proteolysis. The record is from RefSeq and is a predicted model, not a curated record.
AUGUUGGUGACUAAGUCUCUCAAGGUCUGGGGCUUACUCUUUAGUGCCACCUCUGUUCUGGCAAGCCCAAUUGUCCUCGAAUCUCUGGAUGAGACCCCUGCCGACUGGCAGGAAUCCGACUCACCAGACCCUGAUCAGAUCAUUGACUUCUCUAUUGGCCUCCAGCCUGAAGAUAGCCAGCUGCUUGAUACUGCUCUCUAUGGAGUCUCAGAUCCCGACCAUCCCAAUUACGGCAAAUAUCUCUCUCGAGAAUCUGCCAAAGCACUCCUUAAUCCAUCUGAAGAAGCUACCGAGUCCGUCAAGCGUUGGCUUACAGAUGCCGGAAUCCCUGAGCAUCAUGUCCGUGACGAGGGCGAAUGGCUCCAUGUGCGCACGACUGUCAGUCAAGCCGAAGGCAUGUUGAGCACUCGCUUCUCUGUCUUUGCUCGCGACAAUGAACGAAUUGUCAGAACCAGAGAGUACUCAGUUCCUCAUGAGAUCGUCCAGCAUGUUGCAACCAUUCAGCCCACCACAUUCUUCCCUGUCUUUAAUAGCGAAGGGAAUGUUGAGGGACCUGGGCUUCGACUCAGGAAGCGAGAUGACAAGUACGGAAAGAAGCCGCCGAAAGAUGGUAACAAUGGCGGCCCGGGACCUAUCAACUUAGAGAAGUGCAAGACGGAACUGACGCCUGCCUGUAUUCGAGAGAUCUAUAAGAUGCCAAAGAACUAUCCAAAGGCGGAGAAGGGCUCCUUAUAUACAGUCGUCAGCUUCCUCAACAUGACUGCUCAAAACGCACAGCUUCAAGAGUUCUUCCGACGCUUUGCCCCUGACCUCGAGGGCGUCACUUUCCGCAAUGCAUCUGCAGCAGGUGGAGAGAACCCACAGAGUGCCAGAAUUCGAAGCAACGAAGGGAAUUUGAACACCCAGUAUGCCAUCUCCUUGGCCCACCAAGUCCCAGUAGAACACCUUACUGUCGGAGGCUUCAAUUACGACUUCAAUCCAGAUUUGGACUUGCUCAAAGUACCUGGAGACUUCACUCGAUCUAUUGAGAAUUGGCUCGGAUUGGCGGAGUAUCUCUUGAACCUACCAGACAAGAAGCUCCCACAAGUUGUUUCUAUUUCAUGGGGUAACUACGAGCAACAUAUCCCCAAGACAUAUGCUCGACAGGUUUGCAACAAAUUUGGUCAGAUCGGCACACGUGGUGUCUCAAUCCUAGUUGCAGCUGGCAAUUUCGGCGUUGGUGUCUCAUGCCAGUCAAAUGAUGGAAAGAACACUACGAAGUUCCUCCCGACUUGGCCCAGCGUCUGCCCAUAUGUGACGUCUGUUGGCGGCACAGAGAGCAACAGCCCCGAAAGGGCUUGGUUGGAUACUGAGUAUGAUCAAUCUGGCGGCGGCGGCUUCUCAGAUCUCUUCUCCCGCCCGGCGUACCAGGAUAAGGUCGUGAAAGACUAUCUGAAGAAGAAUGAGCAGAAAUGGAAGCCAUGGAAGAACUAUAUCAACAAGGACGGAAGAGCGUUCCCCGAUGUUUCUGCUCUCGCAAGUGGCCAUCAAGUUAUGGUUAACGGUCAACAAUUCACUGCAGGUGGAACCAGUGCGGCAACCCCUACAGUUGGUGCGAUCAUUGCUUUGCUCAACAACGAAAGGUUCAAGAAGGGCAAGUCUGCGAUGGGAUUCCUGAACCCCUGGCUCUACAAAACAGGCCAGGCAGGAUUUACCGACAUCUUGGAAGGAAAGACGUCAGGCUGCCCCGGUGUCAGUCUGGAAGGGUUCCCUUCCCCCGAAAUUCCCAAUGCGGGAUGGGAUGCCGUCAAGGGGUGGGAUCCCGCUACUGGCUUCGGAACUCCGCGAUUUGACAAGUUGAAGAAGCUUGUCACUUAG